Messenger RNA from Capsicum annuum, 2439 nucleotides. Its product is annotated as IQ domain-containing protein IQM6-like. Bases 316 to 2256 code for a protein of 646 amino acids. Lineage: Eukaryota; Viridiplantae; Streptophyta; Magnoliopsida; Solanales; Solanaceae. The transcript has 9 exons. The record is from RefSeq and is a predicted model, not a curated record.
UGACUGAAUAAGCAAAGGACAGUCACUCACAUACAUUUGAUUUUCUCAAAUACUAAUAAGUGGUCUCUGAAAUCCCCAUAUUUUGCGGUUUUUCUCAAAUUAGUCUCCAUUUUUUCAACCAUUUUUUUUACUUUCUUUCUCUUUCUGCAGCUUUUUAAUCUCUCAGUUUCUUGUGUUAUAAUAUAUUCAUUGUCAUUUUGCUUCACAAGAUUAUAUUCAAGUUUUGUUUCUUUCAAGUUGGACAAUUUUUGUACUAGAAAAGAGGUAAUUUCUCUUUCUUGUUUUCGGGGAACUUCUAUCAGUCUAGGACAUCCUAUGAAAAAUUUUGACGGGGAGAUGGGAAUAACAUAUUCAUGUCCUUUUGCCAAUUUUGACGACUCAGAUAGUAAAUUCGAGUCUUAUUUAGUGAGAAAACUGAGUAUUGGAAGUGAUGCUACGACGAAUGCGUUACCGCGACAAAAUCCUCAGGAGCCGAAGAUGCACAAGUCUUAUAGUUCGGGGAAGAUAAUACUUGAAGGAACUCUUAGCUAUAAAAGGAGGGAGUUGGAGGCCAAAAUCGGACUGACUGCAUUUGAUAAUGAGGAGAAGACGAUGAGUCGAUCAGAUACCCUUACGAACAGUGAAGAUAUUUCUGAAGAAAAGCAUGACAUGCUCGAUGAAAAUAGUAAAAUGAUACCAUUGGUAGGUGAGAAACAAAGAGAUGAGGCUGCAGUGAAGUUGCAGAAAACAUACAAAAGUUUUCGUACUCGAAGACGACUAGCGGAUUGUGCUAUUCUGGUUGAGCAGAGAUGGUGGAAGGUAUUAGACUCCGUUGAACUCAAACAUAGUUCUAUAUCAUUCUUUGACAUUCAGAAACCCCAAACUGCUAUUUCUCGUUGGUCAAGAGCUUUAACAAGAGCUGCUAAGGUCGGUAAAGGUCUGUCGAAAGAUGAAAAGGCCUGUAAGCUUGCUUUGCAGCAUUGGCUUGAAGCAGUCGAUCCUCGACAUCGCUAUGGUCAUAAUCUUCAAUUUUAUUACACCAAGUGGCUCCAAGCUGACAGUAAACAACCCUUCUUCUAUUGGUUGGACAUAGGUGAAGGUAAAGAAGUAAAUCUUGAGAAGUGCCCUAGAUCAAAACUUCAUCAACAAUGCAUCAAGUAUCUUGGUCCGGUAGAAAGGGAGGCGUAUGAAGUUGUAAUUGUGGGAGGAAAAUUCAUGUACAAGCAGAGCGGGAGGCUUCUUGAUACGAGGGGAGGUCCAGAAGAUACCAAGUGGAUCUUUGUGCUAAGUGUGUCGAAGGACUUGUACAUUGGGAUGAAGCAAAAAGGAACUUUUCAACAUUCAAGUUUCUUAGCCGGAGGAGCCACAUUAUCUGCGGGAAGAUUAGUGAUCGAAGAUGGUAUUCUAAAGGCUGUCUGGCCACACAGUGGACAUUAUCUCCCAACGAGGGAGAAUUUCGAUGAAUUUAUGACGUAUCUUGAGCAACACAACAUUGACGUCAGUAUUCUUCAGAAAUUUCCAAGUGAUGGAGAGGAUACAUCCUUUGCUAGGAAGGACGGUGGUUUUGGUCUUCGUAAUAGCUUAUCUACACCAGAUUUUAGCCAAGCCGCCAAUGAAGAGAGCAACGUCAAGUGCUCAGGCAAGGAGAAGACUGAUUCUACUACAAAAUAUUGCAAGGAUACAGAAAAUUCAGUUCCAUUGCCAAGACAACCGCUAUCAUUAAGACCCAAAAUUGUAGUCGAAAUUCCAGUAAGGGAAGACACAUUUGAGCUAUUCGCUAAGGCCGGACAGCCGGGAGGAUCGAAAGACAACACUCAGUCUUUGGAUACUCCAGAAGAUGGAUAUGAAACAGCAGAAGAAUACUUAUCAGAUACUGAACUUUCAGUAUCGAAGCAGAAUUUAUUUGACGAUGAAGAUGAAGAAGCCUAUGAAGAUGCUGUCCCGCCAGAAAAGAUAAUGAAGAGAAUAGAUACACAUAGAAGAACAAAGUCAUUCCAGUUAGCUAAUCAAUUAUCUUGUAGAUGGACAACCGGAGCUGGACCUCGGAUUGGAUGUAUGAGAGACUAUCCAGCAGAACUCCAGUUUCGCGUUAUGGAGGACGUGUGUUUGUCUCCAAGAUCAUCUACACUUCACACUCCACGGAAAUCUUCUCGGCCUCAUACUCCUACCAUCUUUUCUAUCGAAGCAAAUGAAGGCAAAACACGUCCUUUUUCUGAGUCCGCGGUGUUCUUUCAAUCAACUCCACGGGUAGAAGAGCUGCAAAAUUAUUGUGGUUAGUAGUUAGGAGAAACUAACUCAUUCUUGCAAUACAUUUUUGUUUUAUCAUCAUUUAUUUUUCUUGAUCAUUUUUGACAAACUACCAUAGAGUUGUAAAGCAGGAUACAUUCAUUCUUUACCUCCAUUUUUUUUUGUACUUGUAUAGAAAAAAAGAUCAAGUGAAAUUUGUCAAAGUUCUUUAUA